This is a messenger RNA of Entamoeba dispar SAW760, 1893 nucleotides long. RefSeq lists its product as uncharacterized. Lineage: Eukaryota; Evosea; Mastigamoebida; Endamoebidae. Gene Ontology annotation, molecular function: sequence-specific DNA binding; DNA-binding transcription factor activity. Gene Ontology annotation, biological process: positive regulation of DNA-templated transcription; protein autoprocessing. The record is from RefSeq and is a predicted model, not a curated record. Gene Ontology annotation, cellular component: endoplasmic reticulum membrane; nucleus. The transcript has a single exon. Bases 1 to 1893 code for a protein of 630 amino acids.
AUGGAUACUAAAACUACUGUUCAACAACGUAAAAAGAGUUGGCUCUGCAUUUUCCCUGGAUGUAAAGAACCAGUUAAAACACAUUAUAAUUGUUACUCUCAUGUAUGGGAUGCACACUUGAGACAUUUAGCUGCAUCACCAAUAUAUGGAGGAGAAAAAGGACAGGUAUAUAAAAAAUUAACUCAAAGACUGGAAGCUAAAAGACAGUGUGAGCUUUAUAUGACUGAAGUUAAUAAUUAUACUGACAUUGAACAACAACGUUCUAUUGCACGUGCCCGUAUAGGUAAUCCACAAUUAUCUCUUUUAGUUAAUUCAUUAGAUUCUGAAUCUGCAAAUACAGUUUCUAAUGAAGCAAUAAACACAAUAAUUAAUCAAAAUAAUAUUACUACUUCUCCCUUACAAAAUUUAAUCAAUUCGUCACUAAACAAAUCUCUAAAUCUUCCUUCUCAAUCUACUUUAUAUCAAAAUUCAUCUCAUUCUCUUUCUUUUCAAAAACAACUAUCUCCUGUAUUUCAUAUUUGUGAAUAUGGUUCUAAUGAAAUAGAAGAUAAUCAAUUAAAAGAUGUAUUACAACAUGAUGAUUUUAUUCGUAUAGUUCAAAUUAAUGAAAAUUUAAAACGACUUCAUGUUGCCGGUGAGAUACUAGCUGAAAAUGGAUUUUUACAAAGAUCUGAUGCUCGUGUAAAAGAACAUAUUGAACCCCUCAAAGGCUGUCUUGAUAAAAUUUUAAAUUUAACAGGUAAAUCAUUUAACUAUAAUGGGAAAGAUGAAAAAAAUUUAGGUUUUAUAGCACAAGAAGUUCAAGAAGUUUGUCCAGAAUUAGUUCAUGAAGAUGAAUUUGGAUUAUCUGUUGAUGUUAUUGGUAUAAUUCCUAUUUUAGUUGAAGCGUUAAAAGAGAUUAACAGUGCAGCAUCUGAAAGUAAUACAGGGUCCACACAAUGUUUUAAAGAAUUAUCAAAAGCAGCAAAUGACGCUUUAGAAAAUAUUAAAAUGAUUAGUAAGAAACUUCAAGAAAAUGAAAAAAGAAAAGGUAUUGGAACUCUUGCUAUAGAAGAAGAGUCAUUUCACUUCUCUAUAGGACCAGCUAUAAUAACACUUUUACUAGCACUAUUAUUCAGUAUUCUAUCUGGAUUAGUAAUAUUUAUUUUACCUAAAUUACCUGGAAUCUGGUUUUAUUGUUGGGGAAUAACUUGUACGUUAUGGUUUAGUACAUUCCAAAACAAAAAUGAAUUAAAAUACACAGUCCAGAAAAGAAAGUUAAUGUUAUAUUGGAAGAAAGAAAACACUUUAUUUACUUACGUCCUUUUAUUUAUUGGUUUAUUAACUGUAGGAAUGAGUAUUGUUAUGGGAAAUUCUAUAAUAACACUCUGUCUUGUAAGUCUUUGUAUAUUAUUUACAUUAUGUGCUCUAGCAUUUUGGUUUAAUACAAAAUAUAACUUAUCAUUUAAUAUUAUUAUCAGUGUACUGGUUCUGUUCUUUGUUGGCGUUGCAAUUGUAAUUGGGGUAUCAUAUUUAAUUCAACCUGACUAUACUUGUUCAAUUAAUGAUAAUAGAACUGGUUAUUCUUUGACAGUAAAUCUUAAUGAAAAAGUCCCUAAACAACUUGUUUCUCAAUUACCAUGGAAUUGUUGGUCAAGUUCAUUUGAGUUCAGUGAUAAUUUACCUCCAGGAUUUUAUUCUGUUACUGAGGGUUCAGACACUGCUCCUUAUAUUGAAGGAAUUGCAAGAACCAAUUUCCCAACAUUUACAACUAAUGUAUACAUAAAAUGUGUUGAUGUUGCCAGGUUUUAUUGUGGAGCAAUCACCUUUAAAACCUGUUCUUCAAGAACAACAGAAGAUGAUUGUAUAAGAAAUGAUUGUGAUUGGUUCUCAGAAACUGGUGUUUGUCAAUAG